Messenger RNA from Hypoxylon trugodes, 1380 nucleotides. RefSeq names its product putative cytochrome P450. Gene Ontology annotation, molecular function: monooxygenase activity; heme binding; iron ion binding. The record is from RefSeq and is a predicted model, not a curated record. The coding region runs from base 1 to 1380 and encodes 459 amino acids. The transcript is spliced from 2 exons. NCBI's taxonomy places the organism in Eukaryota, Fungi, Ascomycota, Sordariomycetes, Xylariales, Hypoxylaceae.
AUGGCCAUCAAUCUGCACUUCGCCGACCCGGAUACUAUCCACAACAUUGUAAACCGACGCGGUGACUUCCAACGGCCCACCAAAGAGUUGAAAUUGCUAGAGCUUUAUGGACCUUGUAUUUCGACGGCGAAAUGGGACGAUUGGCCUCGUCAUCGCAAAGUGAUGGCCACACCAUUCAAUGAGACCAUCAUGAAAUUCGUCUGGGAAGAGUCGGUUCGCCAGACCAAAGGGAUGGUACAGUUAUGGGCCAGCGCGUCUACCACAGGAGUCGCAAGUUACCAAAAAGAUACGCGAACACUUUCACUCAACGUACUGGCAGCAACCGGCUUCCGAAAACUGUACGAUUUCCGUGGCUCUACUGAACCUAUAAUCGACGAAAUUGGGAGUUACCGCGAUUCUCUUCAGACCGUCCUUGAUAAUAUCAUUCUGUUAAUGCUGGUUCCCUUCCGUGUUCUGUGCAUGAUGCCUGGGAAUUGGGCUAGAAUCGGCAACGCAGGCAUCGUUUUCAAGCAACACAUGGCGAAGAUGCUUGAUGAUGAGAUCACGGCGCUCAAUCAAGGCAAAUCUGGGUCUGGUGGUAUCAUGUCGACCUUCGUACGUGCCGCCGACAUGCACCGAGCCGACCAUGAAAAUAGUAAAAAGGGGCUCUCAAUCGACGAGAUCUUUGGCAACCCCUUCGUCAUCAACUUCGCAGGCCAUGAUACUACCGCCAACACGUUGGCGUUCGCUAUGCUUCUUCUAGCAGCCUAUCUAGAAGUGCAAGACUGGCUAGCAGCUGAAUCCGCUACUGUUACUAGAGGUCAACCUGUAGAGGCGUGCGACUAUAAGGAAAUCUUCCCGCGACUCGAGCGUUGCCGCGCCGUUAUUUACGAAACAUUACGUCUAUAUCCACCCGUACCUGCAUUACCAUCAAUUGCCUCCAACGGGACGCAGAAAUUAGACGUCGGUGACGGGACCCUUUGCAUUCCGGAGGGAACAAACCUCACUGUUAACUUACGGGCUAUGCAAGUGCACCCACAAUAUUGGUCCGACGGAGUAGCAUGGCGACCAUCACGAUGGAUCCUGGGCCCUGCACCUGCAGACUCGCCCACGGCCGAACAGUUAUCUAAGGAGCAAUUCUUUGUCCCAAGUAAACAGAUCUUUUUCCCAUGGGGUGAAGGACCACAGAUCUGCCCGGGCAAGAAGUUUGCAGAAGUGGAGACGGUUGCUGUGAUGGCAUACCUGUUUAAAGCACAUCGUUUGGAGGUAAAGAAGCAUACUGGAGAAACUGAUAGUGAGGUGCGCAAGAGGAUUGACGAUUGUCUUGAUGAUAUGGAUCUAGAAAUGCUCGUUCGACUGCGAGAUGCGUAUAGGGUUACUCUUAUUUGUGAAGAAGCAUGA